UCUUGCGCAUGCGCAGCGCUGCAGACCUCGUCUAAAUUGAGGUCUUUGUUGAGACCAACAGACACAUCUUGCUCAAGCUUUUUUCAAACAUAUCAGAGCCAUAUGCUAAAAGAAAACGCUUCUUGGUACAAUCACGACUCUGCACGAUUAUUGUGAUCUCAACUAUACGACGCGAGGAUAUGUCCAGACUUGACAACAUCGGAUGUACACAAACAAAACCUGCGUUCUCGUUUUAAGGUGGUAUUUUUCAUCGUACGUCGUUUUAUUUAAACAUUCGCGACCAGUGAUCGAUAGACAUGGGGAGCUGUCAUAGUUAAAAGGAGUAGAUCUCCUGUUUUCCUGGAUAUCAUGAAAGAGGAGAUGAAUAUUUGUUUGGAAAGGCUGCCCAUGGCAUGCAGCAGAAGUGGGGUUCAACUUUCCAGCUGCCUCGUCCAAACAGAGGAAAAGGGGAGAGCAGACAGAGGAUAUUUGUGGGUCAGCUGUAUCUCCCAUAGUUCACAUAAAUAAUCAACAAGCAACAUUUGGGAUCGUUGUGAGAUAUGGAGACUGUCGGGAAAUUUGAGUUCAGCAGAAAGGAUCUUAUAGGACAUGGUGCUUUUGCAGUGGUGUUCAAAGGCAGAAAUCGAGAGAAGCACGAUUGGGAAGUUGCAGUCAAAUGCAUCAACAAGAAGAAUUUAGCCAAAUCCCAGACCCUUUUAGGAAAAGAGAUCAAGAUAUUAAAGGAGCUGAAACAUGAGAACAUUGUUGCAUUACACGACUUUCAGGAAACAGCCAGUUCUGUGUACCUAGUAAUGGAGUACUGCAACGGGGGAGACUUGGCCGACUACUUGCACUCCAAAGGCACUUUAAGUGAAGACACCAUCCGAGUGUUCCUGCAGCAGAUUGCAGGGGCCAUGAGGGUCCUUCAGGGCAAAGGCAUCAUCCACAGAGACCUGAAACCCCAGAAUAUCCUGUUGUCCCACCCUGCAGGCCGAAAGUCCCACUCCAACAACACCUGCAUCAAGAUAGCUGACUUUGGCUUUGCGAGGUACCUCCAGAACAACAUGAUGGCUGCCACGCUUUGUGGGUCCCCUAUGUACAUGGCACCAGAGGUUAUUAUGUCGCAAAACUAUGAUGCCAAAGCUGACCUGUGGAGUAUAGGAACCAUUGUGUUUCAGUGCCUGACAGGGAAAGCGCCAUUUCAGGCCAGCAGUCCCCAGGACCUCCGCUUGUUUUAUGAAAAAAAUAAAACGCUUAGCCCAAACAUUCCCAGAGAAACGUCCAGUCAUCUCAGGCACCUGCUGCUUGGACUUCUGCAGAGGAACCAUAAGGACCGUAUGGACUUUGAUGAAUUUUUCAAACACCCUUUCUUAGAAGCAAGCUCCUCUAUGAAGAAGUCUGCUCCGGUGACCCUGACUUGUUUUCCUAGCUCAGCCUCUGCAAGCUCAUGCAGUAGUUCAUCUACAUCACACCUGGCUUCUCCUCCUCAAUCCCUUGCGGAGAUCCAGCAGGUCCGUGCGAAAGCAUUGGCCUCCCCUACCCAGGAUUCUCCAGGCUACCUAAAGGAUUCCGGCGGUGGUGGAGGGGAAAGCAGCAGCAAGAACUCAUCGUGUGACACGGAUGACUUUGUCAUGGUUCCAGCUCAUUUCCCCAGUGACCUUACCUGUGAAAUGCCAACGGGAAAGGUUCUCCAGGAAAGUAUGAUGUAUAGUGGAAGUUCCCUUCUUGCAUCUGGAGGUCAGUGCAGUCAAGGCAAGACCCCUCCACGUUCCCCUUCCUACAGCAGCUCCCCGGGGCACAGCGGCAGGCCGAGUGAGUUUUCUGGGAGUAACUAUGGCAACUAUGGGCAGUCUGCACCCAUUCCUGUCCCCACACAGAUUCACAAUUACCAGCGCAUGGAGCAGAACCUCCAGUUCCCAGGUCAAGAGGAAUCUCCAAGGUCUGGCACAGUACAGAGGUGUGGUAGUGGAAGUUUUCUGUCCUCUGGAAGGUCCGGCCCUUCCCCACCUCAGUUCGGAGGGCCUGUUUCAGCUCUCACAUCCCGCAGACUAUCUACAGGGGGUGCAAAACCCUUUCAGCUCUCCCCUCAGGUGGGCACUAUUCCCGAGUUGCCGGGCCAAGUUUGCCCAGCGGGUGCAGAAAUGAGUCACAGGAGUUCUAGGGGUGGAGAAACCAAACCUCGCCCACAACAGGGCCUGGGCACACGCCUCAACAGCGCUCCCUGUUUGCUGGAGGCAGCUGGUGGAUGCAGGCAGAAGAUCAGGAAGCAGCAUUCGGACCCAGUUGUAGUCCCUCAGGGGAAUGUGAUGCCCUUUCGAACUCUGCACUCCUCUCCAAGGCUCAGUGAGCUUAUGCAACGCAGCCCCCUGCCAACCAUCCUAGGAUCUCCUACCAGAGCCAUGCCCCCGUUUGAAUUUCCCAAGCCCCCGAGUUCCCCAAACAUGGUCACAUUUCUGACCCAACAAGGAUUGAGACCAUCUCAAGGAGAGACACCUGCCUACCAACAUGAGGAGAGGAAAGGCUUUGGGAGGUCUCAGAGCACAGGUCGCCUGUCUGAUGUGCUCCUAAUGGCAGCGUUUGGGGGGCAGAGGGGACAAAAAGGAAGCAUUGAGAACCUCAAUUCAGACAGAGCCAUUGACAUCACAGCGCCCUCUAGUGGUGGACAUUUCUAUGUGGGUUCAAGUAGCCCAGCUCGUGUGGUGUUCACUGUGGGUUCUCCACCCAGUGGAGGGACACCGCCCCAAAGUGUUCGCUCAAGGAAGUUCUCAGUGGGUUCUUCAAGUUCCAUUAGUCCAGUAGGGUCCCUCACCAGCCGCUAUCCACAAACAGGCUUUUGCAUGGAUGGCUUUGACGGGCCUUCCAGUCCUCGCUACAGUUUUAGUGACCCCAUCUCAGCUGUGACUUUUGAAGUCCCUGAAUUACCAGAGGAGACCCUUAUGGAGCAGGAACAUACAGAGGCAUUGCGCAAGCUUCGUUUCAUGCUGGACUUUGCUCGCUGCAUGGUGGAGGUGGCUGGAGAUCGGGGUGGAGAUCCGGAGCAGACAGACCCCUCCUCUACCAGCCUGCUUCAGCAACAGAGUUUGGUCGCCGACCAGAUCAGCUCACUUAGCCGAGAGUGGAGUUAUGCUGAGCAGUUGGUGCUUUAUAUGAAGAUAGCAGAGCUUCUGUCAUCUUCACUACAAACAGCCAUGGAAGGCAUCAAGCAGGGAAAACUUUAUCCCUCUUCCACCGUCAAACAAGUCGUCAGGAGACUGAAUGAUCUGUAUAAAUCCAGCGUGGUGUCCUGUCGAUCUCUGAGUGUUCAGCUGGAGCGAUUCUUCUCCCGUAAACACAAACUCAUGGACCACAUCAACAGCAUCACAGCGGAGAAGCUUCUCUUCAGCCACACUGUACAGAUGGUGCAAGCUGCUGCUCUGGAUGAGAUGUUUCAUCAGGGCGAAGCAUCAAUUCAGCGUUACCAUAAGGCUUUGCUGCUUAUGGAGGGUCUGUCUCUCCUCCUUACAGAACAGAGCGACAUCCUCAGCGUCAGCAAGUGUAAGCAAUGCAUCGAGCGCCGUCUCAACGCACUGCAGUCGGGUCUCUGCGUGUAAAGUGUCUCUACCGCACACUGCUGUCAGUCAGUCUCAUCCCAAGAAUGAUUUCUUCUUUUUUUAUUUCAUUCGAUUUUGCAUUCCUCCCCCAUGCACCUCUUUUUGUGGGCUGUGGGCUUAGGAACAGCCCUCUGAUUGGACCAAAUCAGAUGGACAGCAGAUGUUAUAUUGCUGAGGGCUGAUGGGGAUGUCAAUGUUUCCUUGAACAUCUUUAUAGAUGCAAAAGACUCUGUAUUUAUUCCAUAAUCUACUAUAGGCCACCUGCCGGUUCUGUCUAGUAUGUACUACAAAGUGACACAUUGCUUCAAGUUUCCCAUCUCAAGACGGGUCUGGUACAGGAUGUGUUAUAAUGGGUUGUGCAAUUUGUAGUAACUGACCAAGUUUUCCCACCCUGACAACAAAAAAACAUUUAUUUCUGUAUUUAUAAAAACUGCCGGUUCACUACAUGUUAACUUACAGAAGGAAGUUAACAAAUAUGUUAAAUAUUAUAAGUACGUAUGACAGGAGUCUGCUUUGCUUGGUUAGCUGGCGUACUUCUUAGUAUCCAGUCAUUAGAAAUUAUAAGUAAUGGAUUAAUUUUUCAAUUUUAUGCAUUUGUUGAAUGUUGCAGCAGUUACCAAGGCCCAAAUUCUCCUGUACUUCACAGGCAGAUUAACUUUAUCUAUAAAUUAGUGAUGAUUUAAAUUAGAAAUUUGGUGACUAGUCAAUUAGAAACAUAUCAAAACCAAUUAUUUAAAAGACAUUCCUUGCUUUACAGAAUGAAAACUGUAUAAAGCCAGCAAAAUCGUGUGUAGCACUUUAGUGAAUGUUUACCAAAUAAGAGCAUGUCAAAAUACCAUUAUCAAAUGUUUAAGAAAUUAAAUUUGUGUGUUGUGUUUGGACAUCUUUUACUUUUAAAAACUCUAUUAUUCAUUUUACGUUGUUUAGGACUUUUUAAGUCACAGUUUGUAUCAGGACCUAAACUGGCGUCUCAUAAAAAAUAAGGAUGAACCAAAAUUUUCCAACAUUUAUUGUUGACAUCAAAGAGAGGUAGAAUUCAUACAGAACUCCAAAUCAUUUUCUGGUCCUAAUGUCCACCUAGAUUAAAUUAAGACUUUAAUAUCCAUUUUAGUGUUUGUUUCGAGACAUAAUGUACUUCCUGUGGGUCGUGCAUGCAUCUUUGUGUUUUUCCUUUGUGAAUCGUCUCAAGCAGGUAUCUGAAGGACAUGUCUUAAGAAUAGACUGUUAUACAUUUUUGCACUGUUUGUGGAUUCAUUUGUUAUAAGCUAAGGACAUUCAAAAGUGGACCAUUUAAUUUAAACGCCACAUUUUCCCCACUUUGUAUGAAUAUUCUGUGCUUUUAUCCUUUAUUUCAUUUGUGUAUGAACAAUGUGGUUAUUUGUUGAAGCUGAUUUUAUAAUGUGCCUUUAAAGAAAAAAGCAAAAACUGAAACACUGAAAAAAUAUAUUGAUUUAUUGUACUUUUUGUAUAUUGUUGUUGUGAAAUAGUCUGGAGUGAACUGUUGUUUUCUGAUUGGUUGAAUUUGACCAGAUUAAGAUGGAUUUGAUUUUGUUUUGCUUUUAGUUUGUGUGUGCGUGAAUGUGCUUGUAAAAAAAGUAUAAUGUGUGGAAUAAAUAAGUUUUCUUUGAAUAAACUGAAGUGCAGUGUCAACGGUGUGGCACAAACUUUUAUUUAUAAUUCCCACAGUUCCAAAGGCCAAUUGACAUAAUAUGCAUUUUCUGCCUGUAAUGCCUACCACUUAAAUUCAAUCAAUUUUAGCACAUUUGUUUUGUUUUUUAUCGAUGGAAAUCAUCCCAAUAGGGCCAAAUGAAUAACAUGUUUUCACAAUCUGAAUUCCAUGUAGUGUAUACUUGUUGCAUCAAAUUGAUAUACACAUUUAAAUGAGUCCAUGAAGUCUUUAUUGUAUGUAUCAUAUGUUAAAUCACUGAAUAGCAUGAUGCAUUUGUCAGUUUGUAUAAAAGGUCAUGUUCAUAUUUGAUGUUAAGUAUUUGUUUCAUAUUCAAAACGUUGCAUUUAUGCAAUCACUACAUUGAUGUCUGACAGCAUCAUAUUUUGUUCUUCACAUAUCUCUCAGUACCACGUGUAUAUAUACUGUAAAUUAUUGCUUUAAACGUGUACAUUGAAGGAUAAAUUGCUUUCCAUCACCCUUUCCCCACCAAAGAAAAAUAUUAAAAUACCCAAUAUUGUCUGUUCUGUAAAAUCAAUAUUUCAUGUACACUCUCAUGAUGUAAGAUUUUGCUUUAAAAAGUACAGAACCAAUAAAGAAGAAAAGUCAAAAGA
Molecule: messenger RNA, 5849 nt
Organism: Paramisgurnus dabryanus
Lineage: Eukaryota; Metazoa; Chordata; Actinopteri; Cypriniformes; Cobitidae
Gene: ulk1b
Product: unc-51 like autophagy activating kinase 1
Biological process (GO): piecemeal microautophagy of the nucleus; positive regulation of autophagy; reticulophagy
Cellular component (GO): cytosol; cytoplasm; phagophore assembly site
Molecular function (GO): ATP binding; protein serine/threonine kinase activity
Source: RefSeq, a predicted model, not a curated record